AUGGCUUCACAGCAACCACCUCAACUCGUUUCUAAUUUGCUGCUCCCUGAGCUUGAGCGCCAAUUGAAGGAAGAUCAAAAUCUUUGGCCCAAUGUAAAAGGUCUCUUUAUUGUCACAGUGACAAAGAAGAAGAAGGCUGCUGCCACAUGGUAUCUGCUACUCCAAGGCAAAGAUGUGAUGCCAUUGAUCACUGCCUCUGAGGAAGAUGCGCGCGUAGGUGUCAAGGGCAAAAUCAGAACUGUAAAAGUUCAAGUCGAUGAUGCAGAUCUUUUGAAUUUCAUCACUGGAGGUAUGACUGGUGUCAAGGCCUACAUGACCGGAAAGAUCAAGGUAAAGGGCGAUCUCCUGUUGGCACAAAGAUUGGAAGAGGUUUUUGAAAAGCUUGGUGGAAGAGAGAGAGCCAUUGAUUUCAUCAAGAACAACGAACAAGCUUUAGCAAUGACAAACAAAUCGAAGUUGUAA
Mucor velutinosus is the source of this 462-nucleotide messenger RNA. RefSeq lists its product as uncharacterized. The record is from RefSeq and is a predicted model, not a curated record. NCBI's taxonomy places the organism in Eukaryota, Fungi, Mucoromycota, Mucoromycetes, Mucorales, Mucoraceae. The coding region runs from base 1 to 462 and encodes 153 amino acids. The transcript is spliced from 5 exons. Gene Ontology annotation, cellular component: cytosol.